Molecule: messenger RNA, 4107 nt
Organism: Anthonomus grandis grandis
Lineage: Eukaryota; Metazoa; Arthropoda; Insecta; Coleoptera; Curculionidae
Gene: Ets65A
Product: DNA-binding protein D-ETS-3
Exons: 10
Coding region: 625-1761 (378 amino acids)
Biological process (GO): cell differentiation; regulation of transcription by RNA polymerase II
Cellular component (GO): nucleus
Molecular function (GO): sequence-specific DNA binding; DNA-binding transcription factor activity, RNA polymerase II-specific
Source: RefSeq, a predicted model, not a curated record
ACUACCACCACCACAGAUCGCGGCGGCGGCAUGGCAUCAGGGCAGGAUGAGCACCCCCAGGAUAGCUAUGGGGUCAGAGAAGGGCGGGGAGGAGAGCGCAGGAGGGUAAAGGGAGGCUGCGGGGGGCCGGACCGGGCCCGCCCCGAAGGAACAGCCACUUGCGAUAUCGUUUCCUGCCAUUCCUGUUGGCGGCGCGCCGUAUUCCACAGGACCAGAACUACAUUUCCUGACAUUUUCCUGCCCGAUCUGUCAAAAGGACAAUCCUGUGAACUCGCGACAAUUACCUCGACGAGUUUGCUGGCCGGCCGAUGGUCUCUAUAUAUAUAUUUUCGCGGAAAGAAGCCCGUUUUGAGCGCGAAAUUUGGAACGGAAUGAACGUUUUGAGGAAGUUCACGUCGUUUUAAGGCGGGAAUCUUGAUGUACUUUGUUGGUUUUUUUAACGGGUAUUUACACGAAUUUUCUUGUGAACGAAAUUUUUUUUUUUGACUUUGUAUCGUCUUUUGUGUGGAGGUGACUGUAGUUCGGGAAGCUCCGUUUUAUGAAUGAAAAUACUAUUCUCGUGAUAUUGUGCCAAAAAAUGAACUUUUAAUCCAGAUUUGACGUAAGCGAAAUAUCCGUCGAAAAAUGUACGAGAGCUCAUGCUCUUACCAGGGGGCGUUGGAACUUAAACGCACGCCCACCACCACUUGCCCUUUGGGCAUUAAAACUGAGGACUUUAGCGCUGCCAGCGACUGGCCAACUUAUAGAUUUUGUAACCCCAGUACCUUUGAGCAACUGAAGCAAAGCGUGGAAAAAGCGAAGGCUGCCUUGCAAGAUAGAACUUCAUUUUUUGGCAACGCAAGCGCCUUUAGUGAUCUUUAUAACGCUUCCUCUACUGGAAGAAACCAUCAAGAUAAUAUCCAAGAUAACAGUAGGUUAAGAGACAACAACGAAGUAGAUGUAAAAAGGGGACUUAAUUUAGAAAAGUCUCUUCACACGCAAUCAGCUACGCAGAAGUCCUAUAAUAGCUUAUCAGAAACCCUAAGUAGGAGUAAAUGUGACACGUCAUACAAAGGCUCAUGGGGUUCUCAUACUGCCACACAAUCACAAGGAUAUGGUACAAACGCCCUCACCAGUAUGACAAAAGCGUCGUUGGACCCACACAGCCACCUUAGACAACCCGAUCCAUAUCAAAUGUUCGGGCCGACCAGUAGUCGUUUAGCGAGUUCAGGAUCGGGUCAAAUUCAACUCUGGCAGUUUCUCCUGGAGCUUCUCAGUGAUUCCUCGAAUGCGGCCUGCAUAACUUGGGAGGGAACGAACGGUGAAUUCAAACUCACUGACCCCGACGAGGUCGCCAGGCGGUGGGGUGAGAGGAAAUCAAAACCGAAUAUGAAUUAUGAUAAGCUUAGUAGAGCUUUGAGGUAUUAUUACGAUAAAAACAUCAUGACCAAAGUCCAUGGAAAGAGGUACGCGUACAAAUUCGACUUUCAAGGACUAGCGGCGGCCACACAGCCAGCGUCCAGUGAUCCAAGUAGUUAUAAGUACCAAAGCGAAUUCUUUAUGAGUUCUUAUCAUCAUAGCGCUAAACUUGGAGGGUUUAUGGGUCAUCAUGCAACAAUUCCUAGUUCAGCAGGAUCAAUAUUUCCGUCGCCUGGAUCCUACUGGAAUAGCCCGAGUGCGAAUUUGUAUUCCAACAUCGCGGCUAGUACGCAUUCCAUAAGCCACCACGCGGCGCCCCACUUAGGAGCGCCACCGCUUGGUAGCUACCCCCAUUACGCAUGACCAUCCCCCAAUAGUGCGGGAGCUACCGACUGGAGCCGAAAACUAACUAUGUAAAAGUAAAUAAUUGCUCCAUAUAGUAUAUGCAGUUGAGUGUAUGCCAAAACUGGUUAAAAUUCUAAAUAUUGCAAAGUAAUUUUUCCAUAGUUGUACUAAGGUGAGUAUUGACUUGCAACAAAACACUACAAACAAACCAAACGUGCCUCACAGUCCAAACAAUCUGCAACAAAAAAUAUUGCGCGGAACGUUCUGGCUCUUUGCGGUAUUCAUUGCAUUCCAAUUAGUAAUCAACAACUGGCACCGUAUCCACUGAACACCUGAAAUAAGGCAUUCCAUUUACCGACAAACCUCCGAAAAUGUUUUGUGCGUUCUGUUCUGUUCGGCGCAACGUACUCACUAUACAAAUUUGUUACAGCGCGCGCGGCGCGUUUUGCUUGAUCGGAGUGUUUUGUUGCAGUCAAUACACACCUUCAAGCCGCGUAUCUACUGGCAUUAACAUUUGUAAACGUUUGCGAAUAUUGAUAAACGCUUGCGAAGUACCCACCGAUCAGCACAUGUUGUUUGAAAUUGUUCACAAAGCAGUUUUGAGAGCGUUUGUCGCGUAUCCAAGUCUUUUUUAUUUUGAGGAAAACCGAGAAUAGAAAAAUUGUAAAAAUGGCCCCGUUAAGUAGAAAGAAAUUUGCCGCCUGUGCUGCAUUAGUAUUUUGUGCACUAAUAGAAAAAGAAGAGAAGAAAAAAAGAAGGAAACAUAGAUUUUGAGUGUCUCAUUUUUUAAAAACUAGAGUUUCUAUGCAGCUGAUUUCUGAUAGCAAAACUGACAGGAGUAGCUUAUUCAAAAAUUUUACUCGAGUUUCGCCAAGAGAUUUUGAUUUUCUGCUUUCAAGAAUUUCUCCAGAAAUAUCUAAAAUUGACACGAACUAUCGAGAGCGCGUCUCUGCCGAAAUUAGACUGGCCAUAACACUUCGCUUUCUAGCGACAGGAGAUUCCUAUGCCAGUCUUAAAUCGCGUAUCCACCUGAUAAAUGGAACAUUUAGAAACAUUUGCAAUCGUUUAUAAACACGAUGUUUAUCCGGUGGAUACGUCGCAGGGCCGUAUCUAGGGGGGGGUUUUGGGGGUUCAAACCCCCCCCCCCCCCGAAAAUCUUAUAACGUAAAAUAAAAUUGAAACGACUGGUAACUAUAAAUUUUUUUUUAAAUUUACUUUUUAAAGUUUUAAAGGUGUCCAGGCUAUAAUUAGAAAAAAAUAUCCAGCAGCAAUAUAUGUGCACUGUAGUGCUCAUCCUUUAAAUUUAGCUCUUGCCCAUUCCUGUAAGGUUCAGAGUAUCAGAAAUUGUAUUGGAACAAUAAAAUCUAUUGCACAUUUUAUAAAAAUAUUAGCUAUGCACACUGAGAUAUUAAAAAAUAAAAUUAAAGAACAUGUUCCAAAUAGUAAAUGGAGUAAGUUAACAUCCAUGUGUGAAACUCGGUGGGUGGAAAAUCAUGAUGGACUAAUUAGGUUUACUGAAGUUUUUAAACCCAUUAUUGAAACAUUAGAAGAACUAAAACAAGUAAGAGACAUCGAAACUUCUUCAAAAGCUUUGCAGUUCCUUCGAGCUAUUAUGACCAGUGAGUUUAUUAUCAGUAUGUUAACAGCGUCCACUUUAUUUGCUUUUACUCUACCGUUAUGCAGAAUUCUCCAGACUGUGGAUUUUGAUCUAUUUAGCGCUGUUGAGCAUGUGAAUACUGUUAUUAGUCAGGUCAGGAAUAUGAGACUGAAUAUAGAUCAAGAAUUCAAAAAUAUUUGUAAAACAUCUGAAGCUAUUAUAAAGUCUAUAGAUGAUGAAGAAUGCAUAAAAAUACCUAGAAUAAUUUCACGACAGCAGAAUCGUUCUAAUGCCAUGGUAGCUACUGCAGAGGAAUAUUUUCGAAUCACAGUUGCAAUUCCUUUUUUUGAUCAAUUUAUAGAAGAACUGAUGAAAAUCUGCAAGAUUUGCAAAUCACGAAAAAUCAAUUUCAUUGUUAUAUUGUCUAGUACCAAAUAUGUGCGAAGCACACAUAGGUAGUAAAAAUUGAAGACUUGUUACCAUAUGAGGAAUUUUUGGACCUAGAUACGUUAUCUGCAGAACUACAGUUGUGGAAACAAAAAUGGAUUAAGCUGCCUCAAGCAGAAAGGCCAAAAAAUGCUCUUGAUGCAUUAUCAGCAUGUAAUCCAUCUUUGUUUCCCAAUAUUCAUACUCUGUUGCAAAUUCUGGCUACGUUACCUGUAUCUACAGCCUCAUCAGAACGAUCAUUUUCAUCGCUAAGGCGUUUAAAAGACUAUUUGCGCAAUUCAACUGGUCAGGAGCGGCUAACAGGACUAUUGCCCUUUUAA